AUGGCAACGCCAGAAACGAAGACAGGAGUCAAAGUCAUUGUUGUUGGCGCCGGCUUCGGAGGACUGACAACUGCAAUUGAGUGCCAUCGACAAGGUCACGACGUUGAGGUUUAUGAAUCAUUCCCUGAGCUAAAACAAUUGGGGGACAUCAUAUCCUUUGGUGCGAAUGCUGGCCGCAUCUUUCACCGAUGGUCCAAUGGAGCCGUCGUGUCCAAGUUGAAACCGCUUUGCAUCGAUCUACAAGAAUACGGCUUCCGGAUUCACAAGUGGGACACUGGGGAAAUUGUUCUCACUCAGAGAAGACCACCUGCAGAUCCCGAAGCACCUGUCCUCAAUGGCCACAGAGGAGAACUGCACGAGGUCAUCUACAAUUAUGCGAAGGAUGAACUAGCGAUUCCAAUACACCUUGGCCAACCGGUCACUGACUACUUCGAGGACCAAGAUGCUGCAGGUAUCCAGUUUCAGGACGGGAGAAAGGUCUCAGCUGACGUCGUCAUUGCCGCGGACGGGGUCCGAUCCAAAGCGAGGGAACUAGUUCUUGGCCACAAAGACAAGCCACAAAGCAGCGGAUAUGCAAUAUGGAGGGCAUGGUUCUCCGCCGACGCCUUACUGGCAGACCCUCGGACCAAACAGUUCUGUGAGAAUGGCGAUACCUUCAAUGGCUGGAUAGGCCCAGACGCCCAUUUCCUGUUCUCUACUCUGAAGGGAGGUCGAGACUGCUCUUGGGUAUUAACACACAAAGACGAAUACGACAUCGAUGAAUCAUGGUCGUUUCCCGGUAAGAUCGAGGAUGUUUGCCGCGCACUCGAGGGCUGGGACCCCAUGUGCCAAGUAAUCGUCGAGAAAACUCCGUCACUAGUGGAUUGGAAGCUCAUGUAUCGCGAUGCACUUCCUAAUUGGGUCAGCGCGACUCAAGCCAUGGAAGACGGCGUUACUAUAGCAGUAUGCCUGAAACGUGCGGGCAAGCAAAACAUUCGUAAAGCGCUCAAUUCUUACCAAGGAAUCCGAUACGAUCGUGUGAGGGCGGUGCAGAAGACUGGAAUCUCCACUCGUGAGAUGUGGCACAAGACAGACUGGGAAAAAGUGAAAAAGGAUCCAACAACAAUUGCUUUGCCAAGAGAAGACUGGAUACUCGAGUUUGACGCGGAAAAGUAUGCGGAAGAGACGUACGAGCGUGUCGCUACCCCUUCCCUUUAA
This is a messenger RNA of Colletotrichum scovillei, 1197 nucleotides long. RefSeq lists its product as uncharacterized. The transcript is spliced from 5 exons. Gene Ontology annotation, biological process: secondary metabolite biosynthetic process. The coding region runs from base 1 to 1197 and encodes 398 amino acids. The record is from RefSeq and is a predicted model, not a curated record. Gene Ontology annotation, molecular function: monooxygenase activity. Lineage: Eukaryota; Fungi; Ascomycota; Sordariomycetes; Glomerellales; Glomerellaceae.